This is a messenger RNA of Aegilops tauschii subsp. strangulata, 5626 nucleotides long. RefSeq lists its product as uncharacterized. The record is from RefSeq and is a predicted model, not a curated record. NCBI's taxonomy places the organism in Eukaryota, Viridiplantae, Streptophyta, Magnoliopsida, Poales, Poaceae.
UGCCAAGCGAGAAAGCCAAAAGUAAAGGCGAGGGAGGGAGAGAAACCGCACCGGGAAGCCAAGGAUUCACCCCUCCCCCUACUCCUCCUCCUCGGCCGCUCCUCCCCCAAUCCCACCGACGAGCCCGCCGCCCGGGCCAAUCCGAUCCACCGCGCCGCCGCCCUCCUCCUGCAUUGGCCUCCGAAAACCAAUGAAUUUGUGGAUGGGGAAGGUACAGAGUAAGAAUGUUCCAGCCUAUGAUGGAGCAAUUUUUCUGUGCAACCACCUGACCAGGAAGGAGUGCUUUCACAGAAAGCUUUUUGGCCUUUCAUCUAAAUGUACUGAGUUUAUACAUAAAGUUAAAUCUGGCGCGACACUAUUCCUGUAUGAUGUUGAGCAGCGUAAGCUUCAUGGGGUGUUUGAAGCAACUUCAGAUGGAGCCAUGAAUAUCAUUCCUGAUGCAUAUGCCUCAUCAGGGUUUCAGUAUCCUUGUCAGAUACGCUUUAAGAGGAUUUGGUUUUGCAAGCCUUUGAUGGAAAGUGAAUUUGAAGAUGCAGUACAGGAUAAUUAUUACUUCGCAAGAAACAAGUUUAAUUACGGUUUGACACAUCAACAGGUUGUAAAGCUUCUUCACUUGUUUUCUUCAAGGAACAGAUUACAGCCUCGUCAAAAUCCAAGGUUACAGGUUGAACCUCCAAGGGAGUCUGACAUUUCUUCUGUGGUUAACCAAACUGAUAACCACUCCGGUUCAAAUAGUUCACAUGGUUCAUUGAAAAGCGCCUGUCAAACAUGUACCUCCUCCAGUGUUGGGGAACAUGCAGCAUCGCCGAGUCACAAGUUAUCUGAGCCUAUGUCAUUAAAGCACAGAGAGUUACAACUAGACAUCUCUGAUGUGGCUAAGUCCAACAGCUCAAGAUCUUCCUUGCACACUGCAGCAAAUACAGACCUUGUCACCGAACCUGGCACCCAAGAAGCAGUGGAUGACAAGUUUACUGAUGAUUAUAUACCACUACAGCUGGAGGAUGAUACUUCAGACGGUGUUGAUACUCUAUUUGAUUUGCUUGGAGAUGAGAGCCACUCUUCAGAAUCGAAAGGCAGUAGUGACUCUGAAGAGAACACAGCUUUCCACCAACCAUGUGUCAGGAAGAAAGAUGAUUGCCAUCAGCCCCUGGCAGAUUCAAAGCUUCGCGCUGACAUUGAAGGGCGAAAAAGCGUGUUUGCUCGGUUAAUGGGAAGACCUGAAUCUUUUGUUCAAAGACAGAAGUUCAAGACCAAACCAUUCCCAUCAAAGAAUGCUAAGUCUUUCAGUUCCCCUAAUCAGAGGAGAAAACGGCGGAGGGCACAGCAGAGCAAGUCCUUUCCAUGUGAUAAUCGUGCAACGUUGGGUAUGCCUUCAGCUCAUAAGAUGAUAAAAGGUCCAGCAUUGGACUAUUCAUUUGUCUGGGACGAUGACAGAAGAUCCAACAAGUUCUCUGGUGGAAAACCAAGCAACAUUCAGAGAGUCCUGUGGAAUGCAUCUACUAAAGAACCUGAUCGAUAUGGUGCAUGCAAAAGGCUGUUUGUUUCUGAAGGCAGUAAAAAAUUGAUCGGGUCCUCUGACAGAAUGUCAAAUAAACCCCCACUGUUUGCUGAAGUACAUGAGAGAUGCAAAGUCACUGUUGAAGAAAAAACCAGGACCCCUUUCUUGGAUUUUAAGCGGCAUGCUAAGGAUCUAAAUGUUGAAGGAGGAGAUCCAGAUUAUACGGCCGAUGUUGAGGAAGCAGCAACGAAGAAGACACGGUUAGCAAGUGCAUCUUACCAUGGAGACGAGGAUGAAAGUGAAACUGCAUUGGUUCCAAAACAAACCAGACCUAUGGACAUGCUGACAGUAUCAGAUGAGAACUGCAAACUCAAUAGCAUCAGUUUGUUAUCUAAUGACACAUGUACUCAGAUGGCUGGAGCUUAUCUCGAAACCGAAGUGCAACUGAAAGAUGAACAGCAAAGAAUCCAAGGCUGCCGUGAAGAUGUUACAGGUGAUACUGAGAACAUGCCGACAGUAUCAGAUGAGAACUGUAAACUCGAUAACAUCAGUUUGUCAUCUAAUGACAACUGUACUCAGAUGGCUGGAGCUUAUCGCGAAACCAAAAUGCAACUGCAAGAUGAACAGCAAAGGAGCGAAGGCUACUGUGAAGAUGUCACAGGUGAAAAAUCAUCGCUCGGAGAUUCUGGAAAUGCACAGCUGUUUCGCAAGCUCAGUUUUGGUGACAUGCAGACCAUUGUUGAAACUGGCAUUGAGGUGGGUUUUGGCCAUGUGGACACUGAAACGUCCCUCCAAGAGAAACAAAACCAAAGUGGUAGGAGCUGCUAUGGAGUGGUUGAUACAGAUACAACGUUGAUCAUCGAAAAUCCUGAAACCAUGGAAUCCUUGCCCAACCAUGAUGAGGAUGGAACUUUUGAAAUGGUGGCAACUGAUCACCAGGACACCAGUACCCUCCCUCAGGGCAAAGAUGGUGAAGCUACAAACCAACUGACAGACUCUGAAGAUGAUAAAGAUAGUACCAACAACUUGUCGCCGAACAGACGUCGAAGCACUUCACCUCCUCGUGAUCUUGAGUUGAGCAAAGAAGAGGAGAUGCGAUACCAAAGUUACGGAACAAAACAUGGAGCAGUCCAUGAAAUCUCAGACUCCAGUGACUCAUUUGCGAUCUGCGCCGAGGGUUAUGGAAGCCAGAUUGGGAUGUCAACUGACAGCACCUCUAUUCAUCUGGUCAUCAACGAACUUGGAACAAACUCGGAGUCCAGGACAAGUUUCUUCGACGGCUCCUGUGACAAAGAAUCAAAUAAACACCCGCUGUUUGCUGAAGUACAUGAGAUCUGCAAAGUCACUGUUGAAGAAGAAAUCAGGAGCCCUUUCUUGGACUUUACACGGUGUGCCAAGGAUCCAAAUGUUGAAGGAGGAGAUCCUACUGCCGAUGUUCAGGAAAUAGCAACGAAGAAGAUGCGGUUAGCAAGUGCAUCUUACCAUGGAGAGGAGUAUGAAAGUGAAACUGCAUUGGUUCCAAAAGACACCAAACCUAUGGACAUGCUGACAGUAUCUGAUGAGAACUGUAAACUCAAGAGCAUCAGUCUGUCAUCUAAUGACACCAGUGCUCAGAUGGCUGGAGCUUAUCUCGAAACCGAAGUGCCACUGCACGAUGAACAGAAAAGGAUCCAAGACUGCUGUGAAGAUGUUACAGGUGAUACAGAGAACAUGCCGACAGUGUCAGAUGAGAACUGUAAACACACGAGCAUCCGUUUGUCAUCGAAUAACACAUGUACUCAGAUGGACGGAGCUUAUCUCGAAACCGAAGUGCAGCUGCAAGAUGAACAGCAAAGGAUCCAAAGCUACCGUGAAGCUUUUACCGGUGACACUGAGAAAAAGCUAACAGUAUCAGAUGAGAACUGUAAACUCAAUAUCAUCAGUUUGUCAUCUUAUGACACCUGUACUCAGAUGGCUGGAGCUUAUGUUGAAACCGAAGUGCAACUGCAGGAUGAACAGCAAAGGAUCAAAGGCAGCUGUGAAGAUGUCACAGGUGAUAAAUCAUCGGUUCUCGGAGAUUCGGGAGAUGCACACCUGUUUCGCAGGCUCAAUUUCGGUGACAUGGAGACCAUUGUUGAAACUGGCAGCAGGGUGGGUUUUGGCCAUGUGGACACUGAAACAUCCCUCAAAGAGAAACAAAACCAAAGUUCUAGGAGCUGCCAUGGAGUGGUUAAUACGGAUACAACGUUGAUCAUCGAAAAUCCUGAAACCAUGGAAUCCUUGCCCAGCCAUGAUGAGGAUGGAACUUUGGAAACGGUGGCUACUGAUCCUCAGGACACCGGCACCCUCCCUCAAGGCAAAGAUGGUGAAGCUACGAACCCACUGACAGGCUCUGAAGAUGAUGAAAAUACUACUUCCAACGCCCUGUCCCCGAACAGACGUCGAAGCAGUUCACCUCCUCAUGAUGUUGAGUUGAGCAAAGCAGAGGAGAUGCAGUACCAAAGUUACCAAGCCAAACAUAUAGCAGCUGCCCAUGAAAUGUCGGACUCGACGGACUCAUUUGUGGUCUGCGCCGAAGAUUACGGAAGCAAGAUUGGGAUGUCAACUAACAGCACCUCUGUUCAUCUGGUCAUCAACGAACUUGGAACAAACACGGAGUCCAUGACAAGUUUCUUCGACAGCUCUUGUGACAGAGAAUCAAAUAAACCCCUAUUUGCUGAAGUACAUGAGAGCUGCAAAGUCAUUGUUGAAGAAGAAAUCAGUACCCCUUUCCUGGACUUUAAGCGGCGUGCUAAGGAUCCAAAUGUUGAAGGAGGAGAUUCUGAUUAUACCGCCGAUGUUCAGGAAGCAGCAAGGAAGAAGACGCGGUUAGCAAGUGCAUCUUACCAUGGAGAGGAGUAUGAAAGUGAAACUGCAUUGGUUCCAAACGACACCAAACCUAUGGACAUGCUGACAGUAUCAGAUGAGAACUGUAAACUCAAGAGCAUCAGUUUGUCAUCUAAUGACAGAUGUACUCAGCUGGCUGGAGCUUAUCUUGAAACCAAAGUGCAGCUGCAAGAUGAACAGCAAAGGAUCCAAGGCUGCUGCGAAGAUGUUGCUGGCAAUACCGAGAACAUGCUGAAAGUAUCAGAUGAGAACUGUAAACUCAAUAGCAUCUGUUUGUUAUCUAAUGACACCUAUACUGAGAUGCCUGGAGCUUAUCUCGAAGCCGAAGAACAGCGAAGGAUCCAAGGCUGCUGCGAAGAUGUGACAGGUGAUAAAUCAUCGAUUCUCGGAGAUUCUGGAAAUGCAAACCUGUUUCACAGGCUUGGUCUCGGUGACAUGCAGGCCAUUGUUGAAACUGGCAGUGAGGCUGGUUUCGGCCAUGUGGACACUGAAACAUCCCUCCAAGAGAAGCAAAACCAAAGUGCUAGGAGCUGCUCUGGAGGGGUUAAUGCAGAUAAAAUGUUGAUUGUCGAAAACUCUGAAACCAUGGAAUCAUCGCCCAGCCAUGAUGAGGAUGGAACUUUGGAAAUGGUGGCUACUGAUCAUCAGGACACAAUUACCCUCAUGAUCCUUGGAAUCCCUCAGGGCAAAGAUGGUGAAGCUGCAAACCCACUGACAGGCUCUGAAGAUGAUGAAGGUACUACUAGCAACACCAUGUCACCGAACAGACGUCGAAGCAGCUCGCCUCCCCAUGAUCUUGAGUUGAGGAAAGCAGAGGAGAUGCGAUGCCAAAGUUACCAAACCAAAAAUGUGGCAGCUGCUCAUGAAAUGUCUGACUCCACGGACUCAUUUACGGUCUGCGGCAAGGGUUACGGAAGCAAGAGUGGGGUAUCAACUGACAGCACCUCUGUUCACCUUGUUGUCAACGAUUUCCUUGGCACAAACUCGGGGUCCAGGUCGAGCUUCUUCGACGGCUCCUCGAGCGAGCCUGCUGAGAUGAUCAUGCUCUCGCAUGACCCCGGCGUGGAGAUGGAACCGCACUGACCGUGCCGCUGCUGCUGCGGCGGCACUACCUGGGAGGAGAUUUGCACCGGCAACGCCAACAAACCGGCUUCGUCUUUAUUAAUUCCUGCAAAGCAACAAGAUUUAUCCGAACUUGUGUAUGUAACACUUUCUGGAUUUUCCAAGCACCUCUGCCUGAAACGAAACAUAGAAUUGCUGUAA